CGUUUGCCACUCCAUGUCAAGAACAAUAGAUGGACUGUUUGUGUGCUUUGAGGCUUCCGAGGAGACGAGUUCAAAUAGGCCCGCAAAAUAAUCUAUUGGCAGAGAAAUCAUUAAGGACGUAACCUCGGGGGCUUGUGCUGCUUUGAACUGGGCAUCUACUGCAAACGACAAGGCGGUAAUCAUGUCUAUCUCGGAGGACGACCUCACGUGCCCGAUAUGCUGUGACAUCUUUACGGACCCUGUUUUGCUGUCAUGCAGCCACAGCUUCUGCAGGAGCUGUCUGAAGCGCUGUUGGGAAACAGGGUUACGUGAGUGCGCAGUGUGCAGGAAAAAACCCUCCAAGGCCAGUCCUCCCACCAAUUUGGCUCUCAGAAAUGUCUGUCAGGCCAUUCUGGAGGCCAGGAGGAGCUCGGCGCUGGUAGACGAGAAGAUGAACUGCCAUCUGCAUGGGGAGAAGUUGAAACUCUUCUGCCUGGAGGACAAACAGCCAAUCUGUGUGGUUUGCCAGUCCUCUAAACUGCACAAGAGUCACGAGUGCUCGCCGAUAGACGAGGCUGUGCUGGACUGCAAGAGUGAGCUUGCUUUAUCGCUCAAGAACUUGCAAGAUAAAGAGAACAACCUCAGAAGGAUUCACAUGACCUCUACAGACAUGCCCGAGUACAUCAAGAGUCAAGCACUGGAAACACAGAGACUGAUCAAGGGCCACUUUGAGCAGCUCCAUCAAGUCCUCUACCAAGAGGAGUCGGCUAGAAUAGCGGCUGUGAAGAAAGAGGAGGAAGAGAAGAUUGCAGAAAUGAAGGAUAAGAUCAAAGAACUUUCAGCAGAGGAGCAGUCACUCACAGAAACCAUCUCAGUCAUACAGGAGCAGCUGGAAGAAGAUGAGAUUAUCUUAUUGAAGAAUUUCAAAGCCAUUCAGGACAGAGAAAAAAGCAUUGCCCUUGGUUCAGAAAACAUGUCUGGGUUACUGAUUGAUGUGGCCAAACAUCUCUGCAACCUCCAGUAUAAAAUCUGGGAGAAAAUGCUGGACCAUAUUGAUUAUACUCCUGUGACUUUGGACCCAAAUACAGCACACCCUUGCCUCAUCCUGUCUGACGACCUCACCUCCCUCCACUAUUCAAAUCAGCAAAGCUGUUGCCCCGACAACACGGAGCGCUUCCACAUCAGCGCCGAAGCGGUAGGAACGACACCACUGGGCUCAGGAAGCCACCACUGGGUGGUGGAGACGGGAAGUAAUCAGGACUGGAUCCUGGGCGCGGCCUCUUCCUCUGUGCCGAGGAACUCUGAGAUCUCCGCUCGCCCUGAGAACGGCUUCUGGACCCUGUGCUUCCGAGACGGGGAGUUCAGGGCAAUGAGCUCCCCCCCCGCCACGCUGUCGGUCACAAGAGCACCCGAACAAAUCAAAGUGCAUCUGGAUUACGACAAAGGGACGGUGUCCUUCUUUGACCCCGCUGAUGACGUACUCAUUUAUGCGUUCACACACACGUUUACGGAAACUUUACUUCCCUAUUUUUAUACACAGAGCAGCCAUCCGUUAAGAAUAAUGCCAGAGAAGUUACUUGUCACAGUGUUGCGUCAAUGAGGGGAACAGAAUAUUUGUAAAAAAAAUAAUAUUUUAUUUAAAAAGAAUUUUUUGUCUUAUUUAAAUGAAUACCUGAACAUUUUAUAUUGGGAUUGGUGCAUUUACUGGCUGUAAUAUUCAAUUAUAUUAUAGAAGACAUGGAAGAUAUCAAUCAUCCAAGUCAUUUUGCUCUUGUGUACAGACAAGUUUCAUUUUAGGCUGUAUUGAAUUGAUUUGAUUUCAAAACAUGUGAGCACAUUUCCCAAAAUGUAGAACCCUUCCUUUAAUGUCAAAAGCGCUGAUAAUACCAGCUAAAUAUACAUUGCUCAUUGGUGGAAGAGAAGAGAGCACAUUUGGGUCUUAGGGUUGUUCAUAACUGGGUUAGGUGUCCUGAUUACUAAAGAUUUGUUUUCAGCCAGUUGAACUGCAAGACAAUUAAUGUUGAAGAAAACAGUAGCUAAUUGGUAUGUAUUAAAAUAUGCUUUUGAAUUUAAAUGAAUUUGGCCCCUUAAAUCGACGGGGUAUGGUGAUAGUGCUCGUUAAAAUAAUAUGGUGUGUGAAAACCUCUUAAAAACAGGCUUCUAUUCAAGGCCUAAGGACCUACAUAAAGAUUAGAAUGUAUUAGGUAAAUUAAUCUCAAAUGUUGCUGACAUAACAGAAUAUCGGUUUCUGGGAGGGGUGAAGACGAUUUAAGAUUUAAGAGUAAUUUCGACAUUUAGUGUUUAAACUAGGAUGAAUCAUUCCAAGCUACACACAGCCUCAUUUUAUUGCAAAUAUUGAUCAAGCCAUAGUCUGUUUUUUUUUUGUUUUUUUGUAACUGCCAUAGUUGGGCCACCCUACAAUUAUACUGUACAGCUCAGUGCUUUUCUGUCUUAGGUACACACGAUGGCGCCAAAGUCUAACAAAAAUGUUGAAGGUUUUUAUCAGCCCACUUUGAAAACAUCAUCAAAUACCGUUUGUACAAAUUCAUUUCCCUGAACAUCAUUUGUUCAUGAAGAUGGUGAAUUAGAUUUAGAUUAGAUUUUACACUCGUUGCUUCUUUGAUGUUUUUAUAUUUAUUAUUAAUAAAGA
Messenger RNA from Pungitius pungitius (ninespine stickleback), 2629 nucleotides. Its product is annotated as nuclear factor 7, brain. Gene Ontology annotation, biological process: protein ubiquitination. NCBI's taxonomy places the organism in Eukaryota, Metazoa, Chordata, Actinopteri, Perciformes, Gasterosteidae. Bases 182 to 1579 code for a protein of 465 amino acids. The record is from RefSeq and is a predicted model, not a curated record. Gene Ontology annotation, molecular function: protein binding; ubiquitin protein ligase activity; zinc ion binding. The transcript is spliced from 6 exons. Gene Ontology annotation, cellular component: cytoplasm.